AUGAAGGUUGAGGUCGUUUCCACGGAGACCAUCUGGACAUCUCGUCCAACUCCUGAACAACUCAGGAACUUCAAGCUAUCCCUCUUGGACCAACUCGCCACUCCCCUGUUCAUUCCCAUCGUCCCGUUUUACUCCGUCGAAGAUUUCGGGACUGACUGCGGCACAGCCCCCCUCCUCCCCCACACCCCCCCCGGUUCAAUACCUGACAGAAGCGCAAUGCAAAGGCUUAUGCCACUCGAUCCUUACAAUGUACCAAUCACGAGGAACUUCCCAUCACAGCGGUUCAGGUCAAUGUUUUCGACUGUGGGAGUGUUAGCCAUUGGGGCGUGUAUCUCACACAAGGUCGCUGAUGGAGCAACCCUCUCAUCGUGCCUAAACAUGUGGUCGGCAAUUGAAACGAGCAAUGGUCGAGGAGGAAUCAGCCUCGCUCCUCAUUUGGACUCCACGAUGCUCUUCCCACCAAUAGACAUCAACCUAAAGAUGCCCAGAAGAGUUAUGGCCGACGAAAAAAUGAUGACAAUGAGGUUCGUGUUUGAAGGCAAAAGGUUGGCUCUUCCGAGAUCGCAAGUAGGUGUUCCCAGUAGUACCCGAGUUGAGGCUGUGACAACCCUUCUGCGGAAGUCCGCCAUGGUCACAAGUUAG
Molecule: messenger RNA, 642 nt
Organism: Punica granatum (pomegranate)
Lineage: Eukaryota; Viridiplantae; Streptophyta; Magnoliopsida; Myrtales; Lythraceae
Source: RefSeq, a predicted model, not a curated record